AUGCAUAUUGUGCGUACAUAUAAUGUUGAUGAAACUGUUUUUGAGGUGGAUGCAGGGUUUGAAAGGACAUAUGUUGUCAACCUUACUGCUCGUACAUGCCAAUUUGGACAAUUUAAAGCAUUUAAAUAUCCUUGUAGUCACGUCAUUGCUGCAGCGUUAUCCAUUCGUCGGAAUUAUCGACAAUAUAUUGAUGAUGUUUUCAAGACGUCAAACUUGGUAAAGGCGUACUCAUUUCCAUGGGAACCAAUCGGCAAUGAGCAAGCAAUUCCACCCAAUGCAGGCCCUGUGGUAAUACCGGAUAAAAAUAUGUUGCGAGCAAAAGGUCGUCCAAAGUCUACAAGAAUACGGAACGAGAUGGAUGAGGUUGAAACUAUUACAUCACGCAAGUUAUGUGGUCUUUGUAAGCAACACGGGCACAAUCGUAGGUCGUGUCCUAACCGUGGAAAUAAUGCAUGA
Gastrolobium bilobum is the source of this 456-nucleotide messenger RNA. RefSeq lists its product as uncharacterized. NCBI's taxonomy places the organism in Eukaryota, Viridiplantae, Streptophyta, Magnoliopsida, Fabales, Fabaceae. The coding region runs from base 1 to 456 and encodes 151 amino acids. The record is from RefSeq and is a predicted model, not a curated record. Gene Ontology annotation, molecular function: zinc ion binding; nucleic acid binding. The transcript has a single exon.